This is a messenger RNA of Alternaria alternata, 1974 nucleotides long. RefSeq lists its product as hypothetical. NCBI's taxonomy places the organism in Eukaryota, Fungi, Ascomycota, Dothideomycetes, Pleosporales, Pleosporaceae. The record is from RefSeq and is a predicted model, not a curated record. The coding region runs from base 1 to 1974 and encodes 657 amino acids. The transcript has 3 exons.
AUGACAGCAGAGCACCAAUCUCACCAGCAUCAUCAUCCGCAUCACGGUCACCACACGGGUAAGAGAUUGAGACAUUUCCUCAGACCCGAUGGAAGAAAAGUACACAUUGCGAGUUCGCCCGAUGAAGCAAACCACAUGAGGAGGAAACUCAGCGCUGCAGAGGAGAAGGAAGAUUUCGAUCUCGUCGUCCAUGGAUCUCCCGAACAUAUUGAAGCACUCCGCCAUACACACGCCCACCACACAGCGCACCGCCGCCGGCUCCAUCAGGACCACGGCGACCUAGCCCAAGAAUUUGAGCGUGUAAUACGCGAUCUUGACGCCCUAUCUACCGAACUACACAUGCUGACCUCACACGCCGUGCAAUUGGACGCCAACUUUUCCAAAUACGGUUACUCGGCCCAUCUUCGCACCAAAGAAGACUUCAACACAGCAGACCCUACAGACUCAUCUGCCUCUUCUUUCUCAUUUGACAAAGAAACAUGGCAUGCAGACCGCCACCAUGGCGCUAGCAUCCGUCUCUACCAAAAGCCUAUAGUACGCCAGUACUUCCACAAAGGUCUUCUAUGGCGCGCAAAAGAAGCCCAAGAAGUCGCCUCGUAUGAACUAUUCAUUGACCUCUUCUACGUAGGAAUUAUUGCCAUCACCGGUGAUUCUGCGGCUGAACACCCAACAGGCCAGUCUCUACUCCAAUUUUCCAUCACCUUCAUCAUGGGAUGGAAAUUCUGGACAGAUAUUGGUGUCCUGGUUUCGUGGUUCGAUAGCGACGACGUUGUGAGGCGGCUUUCAGUGCUUUUCUUGCUCACUUGCCUAUUGGGGUUCACAACAAAUAUGGUUGAAGCAUGGGAGAGGACGUACGCGCCACUCGUAGCGUUCUAUCUGGCAGCCAGAUUGUUUGUAGCAACGAGCUUCUUGUGGUACGCGUGGAUCAUUCCCAUGGUCAGAGGAACCAUGCUCGGCAAUGGAAUUAUCAUGCUCAUUCCUGCGGCACUAUGGAUUGGCAGUAUACAUGUUGAGGAGCCAGCAAGACAGGGAGUCAUCUGGACGGCUAUCGUGUUUGACCUGUUUGGCCAGUUUGGCAUGGUGCUGCUUCAACGGCCUGGAUCGCCAGUAUUCAAGUUCGUUCCCGGUUGGAUUAAGAGAAGUCUGGAAUUCUUUCCAGCGACGAACAUCGAGCAUCGGAUUGAGCGUACGAACGCGUUCGUCACGUUGGUCUUUGGAUCUUGCGUGCUGGGUCUAUUGUACCAGAGCAAUGUUGAGAUGGGUAUUAACGCUUUCUUCGGCAAAGCUGUCUUGGGACUUAUACAGGCCUUUGUGUUUAACUGGAUCUACUUUGAGAUGGACUCUUUCAAUCUGCACACGCAUGCGAUUCGGAGGCAUGUAUACUCUGCAUUGACAUGGUUCUCCGUUCACUUACCCUUCGUCAUGUCUUUCGUCCUAUCUGCAUCGGCCCUCGGCGUCCUAGUUCGUGCUCACGACAUAUCUUCAGCACCUCUCGACUCCUUAUCCGAAACUUUCGUCUCCCGUUCCGAAGACCACAUCUCAGAGGGCCUAGCAUGGUUUUACUGCGGCGGUCUGGGUAUCUCUCUCCUCUGUCUUGCUAUCAUCUCUGCGACACAUGUUCAUCGCACGAUCCCUAAUCAACGCCUCCGCAAACCUGUUCGUCUCGCCUACCGCGUUUGUGUGUCUAUAGUCAUAAUAACUCUGCCUCUUGCGCACCUCGAUAGUCUGCAGUUGAUAGCAACGACUACGGGCUUGGUUGUGUCUGUGCUGGUGUUGGAGUUGGUCGGCGUGUCCUGCUGGGGCGAGAACUUCCUCUGGGAAAAGGAGUGUAAGAGAGACCAGGCGACAUAUAGUGCGAAGUGUGCGAUCAAAAGGGAGGAGUUGGAGAGGAGUGCUCGGGAGGGGACGGUUGUGGAUGUGGAGGAUAUUGCAAGGAGGGAGGUUGGAGAAAAGGGAGUUGUUGGCGUGGUUUGA